Dimorphilus gyrociliatus is the source of this 1637-nucleotide messenger RNA. The record is from the annotation of a GenBank genome assembly. Lineage: Eukaryota; Metazoa; Annelida; Polychaeta; Dinophilidae.
AACAUUCGCCACGAGAGAGCGAGAGAGAGAGAGAUACAAAGAGAGAUUGAAAGAGUGAAUGAGUGAGUAUAAUAGACAGUCGUAAACAAAAUUACGAACGGUGUAGACAAAAGAAUACAUUGGAUUACAAGCAAAUUAUAGACAAGGAUCGAUUUAAGAGAAAAUACACUCGCAACUAAAUCCCAUCCAAUUUCUAUGUGUAAAAACUAAAAGAAAUUAUGGAUUUGGAUAGAUAGAAUGCAAUCACAUGUCGACGGUGGACGAAGAAUACAACGCUGGAAUGGAACUGACCGAUUCCUCUUCUUCCUGCAUCUAUCCACCUCAUACAAUACAAGAUACUUCGGUUACAAACGAUGACGGUAUAGAAGUAAUAUCAUACACAGCUGACUCGAAUACCUAUUUUAAAACAUCUCCCGGGGACGAAGUUCGAGCAUUGGCAGGAACCGUUGCCGGAGAUGAGGAUGAAGUUCAAACUAUGAAACAAAAAAAGAUUGCCAGAGCUGUUAUGAUAGUAGCGGGAGGUCUUAUUAUCAUUAGUAUUCUUUUGGUGGGCAUAACUCUCGCGAUGUCGCAUCGAAUCGAUGAAAUGGUACGAAGGAAACAAGGAGGGAUGACGAGAAGCGCGAAUAUUUGGAUAGAAACUACAACAAUUUUUGCUCAAUAUAAUCCAAAUCGAAACCGAGCUUACUAGUACUGCAUCGGUCGAAAUUAUCGACCUGAAGAGUGUACAUAAUUUGUUAAUCUUUCAAACGACCCUGCACAUGUCGAUUGUUUUGAAACGCUCAAUUAUUUUUUAUCGCGUAUUUUGUUGUAUAGACCACUAUAGAGUGUGAUAAAAAAAAGACAUUUUUCUCAUCAUGCAUUAUUCAUAGUAGCGUCAUCUGGCGGGUCGAGUGUUUGCUUAAGGCUGCCGUUUUUUGAGUUUGUCUGAAGUUAAUAGUACUUGGAAUGGUACUUUUCUGUGAGGUUAAUUUUUAUCAUACGUAUUAUAUAAACUGUAAACAUAUUGUGACGUACUACAAAUCCUUCAUGUCAUUUUGAAAACAUUGUAAUUGUUCUAAUCACUUUUCUUUUAGCUAAUUAACGUUAAUCAAUGAAUUUUCCUUCCAAUUUUUAAAAAGGUUUUUUCCAAAAGGGAAGAGAGGAACCAAGGAAAAUAAAAAAUAUAACAAAUAGUACGUCAUUGAUGAAAUAAUUAAAUGAAGAAAAGGAAUAUAACACGUUAUCACGUAAUAUGAAUUGUAAUGUUAUUGUUAAGUCCAUAUUCUGUAUAUCUUGUCAGAUUUUUUUAUAUCAUCUAUAAUUGUGAACAAUUCAACCACAAAAAAAAUUGAAGUAUAGAAUAACAUGGCAUUAUUAUCGACAAAAAAUAAUUCAGGAAGAGGAAAAUAUCAUCAAGAUCGAAAGUGAAGAAGAUAAAAGAUAAUAAGAAGGAUGAAAGAUCAGCCGCAAUAAUUUUAGCAUAUAAACUAUACAAAAUUUUUACUGCUGAGUUCGUAAGAAAGUUUCUUCACAUUUUUCUAUGUGCGUUGUUAUUAUAAACAGAAAACUCGUUUUGUGUUUCUGUUCUCUAUUGUAAAUACGCUGUAUACAGCCACAUUUUUUCUAGCAGCAAUAAAAUUGUUUCCAUUUCCAAA